GAAAUGGAGCUCGUGGAGGUAAAAUACUGCAGCGGUUUCCUGAGAGGGACUGGCCUGAUACUCCCUUCAUUGAAGGCCUUGAGUUGUUCUGCCAGCCCCAAGGCUGGGCGUUGUCAUGCAACCACCAGGACCCACAGUUCUUUGUGUGCGUCCUGACAGACUUCAAUGCCUCUCGUCACUACUGCGCCAUCUUCAGCUUCUAUGAACCUUAUGCCAUCACUCAGACACAUGCUCAUGCUGAUGAGGAAGAAGAAGGUGGGCUAGAGCUUUGUAUCAGCAAUGGAGGUGUCACCAACAGUGGAGGAAAUGCUGUGGUGGUGGCUGGUGCUCACCACUCCAUCAUGUAUGCUCCCAAGUGCCUUGUGCUUGUCUCCACACUUGACUGCUUUGCAACAUUCAGGAAUUGCCUUGGUCUGGUGUACACCGUGCACAGCGAGGGCCUCAACGUCAGCUUGGAGACGCUCGUGGGCAACAUGGUUGGCUAUGUGCAGGUGCCUCCUCCUGGUGGACCGCAGGUGCGCUUCAGUAUUGGCGCUGGCGACCGACAGGCUCUUCAACCUCCCGCAUCCCCCUCUCUGCCCGUGACCCACACAACGGUCUUGGGGCUUUUUUCUCAGCUCGGUAUCCGCAAUGUGCUGGUGCUGUUCUGUGCAGCUGUGACAGAGAACAAGCUCCUUUUCCACAGCAUGUCAUACACUCGCCUCACUGACUCCUGCCACGCUCUUAAAGCGCUGCUGUACCCAUUCCAGUACAGCCAUGUCUACAUCCCCAUCUUGCCGUCCCCGCUGGUCGAGGUGCUGUCCACCCCCACCCCCUUCAUCAUGGGGGUUCACUCAUCCCUCAAGGAGGAAGUUUCGCAGCUAAUGGACGUUAUUGUGGUGGACUUGGAUGGAGGUUCCAUUCGAGUGCCUGAUUCACUUGCCUUGUCGCCGCUCAUUGAGCCUUACUUCAGUGAAGCUCACAAUGCUCUCUCGGCAGUGCUACAUCCCGACCUCCUUACAGCCGACAACGCUUUCUCCACAAGCUCCUUGCCCUUGGCCACGCCUCAUGUGCUCAAAGAUAAGCAACUCAGAGCCGUCUUCAUGCGACUCUUUGCCAGGUUACUGCAAGGUUACCGUUCGUGCCUCACCCUCAUUAGGAUCCAUGCGAGUCCCGUGAUAACCUUCCACAAAGCAGCGUUCCUCGGACACCGAGGCUUCCAGGAUUUUGAGUUUGUGUCUAAGCUCUUGGACUGCAUGUUUUUCACUGAGUUUGUGAGUGAACGAGGACUUCCUUGGCGAGUGUGUGACUUGUGGGACGAGCUCUACUCCUUGACUCCCGAACAGCAGAGACUUGAACACAAUGACCCCAGGCUUGUGCUGGUCCAUAUCAAGGAGCUCGGGCAACAGCUUUACAACAACGAGAAUCCAAACCCGCAGUUUGAAGCUAAAAUACCGAAGCCAACAGAAGGUUCCUUCACAAGAAUCCAUCAGCCCAUCUUCCCAACCUUAGACGCCACAAAAAUUCAAGCUAUCAUUGACGAAGGAACUUCAAAAGAAGUCAAAAUACCCAAAAUUAAAGAGCAACCACAAACCGUCCCUAUGGGCUGUCAUAUUUCGACGUUACAAAGCCCUGGAAUUGGAGGAAGCUCUGCUCAGCGCCUGAAGGUGCUGCGCGAUUGCGUGACUUGCAUCUUCGAGAGCAAAAUCAGUGACGCCCGCAAGACUUUCCCCGCCGUGCUACGAGCUCUUAAAAGUAAAGCUGCACGCCUAGCCUUGUGCUCUGAGUUGGCUUUGCACGUGCAGCGCAACAAAGCUGUGCUAGAGCAUGAACAAUUUGAUCUUGUGGUGCGUCUCAUGAACUGUGCCUUGCAGGACACGUCUCAAAUGGAUGAACAUGGCGUUGCUGCUGCACUCUUGCCUCUGUCAUCUGCCUUCUGUCGUAAACUCUGCACUGGAGUCAUGCAGUUUGCCUUCACCUGUAUCCAAGAUCACCCCGUGUGGUCCAAUCAUCAGUUUUGGGAGGCUGCCUUCUAUGAAGAUGUGCAGAAUGAUAUCAAGUCGCUUUAUUUGGAGAAAAUUCACGACCAAAAUGGCCACCAUUAUAAUACCCUCUACACAACUGACGCAGUAAAUGAUGGAGUUGACUUCCAGGGACUCAAAGACAAAAGAAUGUCUUACUUGCCUGCUGAGCAGAUAAGAGCUCUCGACAUUGCUGCCAACAGACUACGAAUUUGGCCAACUCUACCAAGUGCAAAACAGAAAGAAUUGAAUGAACAGGAAGAAUCUACUCUGUAUUCUCAAGCCAUCCAUUUCGUGUACCGUAUAGUUUACCUUCGCAUUCCUCUAGAAAUAAAUUCAUUAAUUCCUCGUCGCCCUUUACCUGAAAACUCAAGUGCUAGCUUCACAAACAGUGUUGCUGAGAGUGACAGCAUGGAUGGCGAAUCAGGCUUUGAAGAGCAGGAACAGAGCGACCGAGAAGCCAGCGUCAUACGUUUUGCGUCUCGGUUUGUCGAUAAAGUCUGCACUGAGGGCAAAGUUACAGACGAACACAUCAAGUCCCUUCACCAAAUGAUUCCUGGCGUUGUAGCAAUGCACAUCGAGACUCUGGACAUGGUUCAUAAGGAGAGUCGGCGCCUACCGCCCACGCAGAAGCACAAGAUUAUGCUGCCUUCACUCAUCCCUGGAGAGAAGAUGGAACUAGAGGGACUUCGCGUGCAUCUUUUGCCCGAUGGCAGGGAGGACGCCGUGGGCGCCAAGAGCGGCCCUAUCUUGCUGCCGGCUGAAGGCGCACUUUUCCUCACCAACUACAGGCUCAUCUUCAAAGGACUUCCCUCUGAUCCUUGUGCCUGUGAGCAAGUGAUCGUGCGAGCCCUGCCCCUGACGUCCAUUACUCGGGAGAAGCGCGUGUCGGGCGGCCAGCACCACGGCCUCAUGGACCAGUGGGCGUCUGAUGGACUGCAGAUACGAUCUGCUACCUGCCAGCUGCUGCGCGUUGCAUUUGAUGAAGAGGUGUCUCCUGAAGCCAUCGAAUCUUUCCGCAAGUUGUUGAGUCGAUUGCGGCAUCCGUCAUCUGUCCUUCAGGUCUUUGCCUUUGCUGGGUACAGCCAAGUUAUUUUCCCUGUCAGCAGACGCGAGAAAGACAAGCCUGGCUAUGGAACUCUCAGGGGUUUCGCUAAGAAGACGCUGAUGAAGACUGCUCGCGUGACCGGCCUCAAGUCAGGCAAGGGCCGCAAGCAAGAGAAAUACGUGUUCCCAAGCGCCGCGGUGGAGCGGAGGACGUUCCUAGGCUCAUCCCAGACCAGCGGCUUGACGCUGGGGAUCCCUGGUGGUGGUGCUGGGGGAGUGGGAACCCCUGGUGGGGUUGGUAAAAAUAUCUUCCCCAGCGGCUCGUCUGUACUGCACUCGUCGGCGUCACGCGUCACCAUGACACUGCCCCAGCAGCGACCCAUUGACCGCAGUGCUGAAGAACUCAGGCAGCUUGAAGAGUCAAGUGGUGGCAUGGAAGGCGACACUGGCAGCGUUAGAGGAAGCGCCACCGCUGAGGUUGACAACAAAACACUUGAGAAACUCACCGAGCGAAGCUACUAUAGAGAUUAUCAGCGAGUUGGUCUGGGAGGAUCUCUCCCUAUAAUGGGUGUGGGCAGCUCGCAGUCUCCCCCCGCUUGUUCGGCCGCGGCGCUCGCGUCCAAGAAAACUGACUUCAGAAUUACUGCCGUCAAUUCUGGCUACCAGUUAUGCAGGAGCUAUCCAGCCCUGGUGAGCGUGCCGGCGGUGCUCACGGAUGAGUGCAUCGCGCGGGUGGGUCGACUGUACCGCAGCGGACGCUUCCCUGUGGCGACCUGGCGUCACCCCAGCACCCGGGCCCUCAUCCUGCGUGGCGCUGGCGUGCACAGCCGCACUGCGCUCACCAAGCUCAAUAGGGGCGGCGCUGGCACCCAGCCCCUCCCUCCUGGUAUCGGUGGCGCCAACUCUGGUGUCGGAGGUACAAGCACCGACGGCUCCUCGCACAGCGUCGAGCACGAGAAGUUCCUGUCAGCGAUUGUGGCCUCAACGCCUCUUGCUGCGGUGAGGCACGCCUCAGCGUGGCGCCUCGCUGACAGCUCCCUCUCCCUCAACAGCCUCGCGGCCACACACCUCUCCCCUCACAUGAUGUCCCUCGCAGCACACGGCGGGGCUGCUGACGCCAUAUACGGCAAGACGGUUGGGGCAGAGCCGUACCCCCACUACAGCGGAGGGCUGCACUCCCCCACCCGCUCCAGCUACUCCACGACCUCGGCCACAGGAGGUCUCGACACCUCCAGCUACAACGGCUCCACCGCUAACACCACCUACAACAACUCCUCGUACGGGGGCACCCCUUACGGCUCGGGGUACAUUGCCAGCACCACGCCGAAAGACUACGGGACUCUCACGCCCGAUAUCAACAGAAGAACAAACCCUCUCACUAAAGCUAUCAACUCACUCAGUCACGACCAAAGCGCCAGUGUUGCUGGGGGAGGUGCAGGCUCCAGGCUCUCUUCCUCCGUCCUCGUCGAGGGCUCGGCGACAGAUUUGGGGGCUGAUCCCAACAUGGAGGUCGUGCGAGCGUUCAACACGGCUGCACUCUACAUCUUCGGGGAGAAAACUCAUUUGAAGGGUUUGAAAACGGACACCGUACACAAAACCGAAUUUAUUAUCGUGGAUUAUCCAGAUGUUCUUCAAGUGAAAUCGGCGUUCAAGAAACUGAUGAGGGCAUGCAUGCCUUCCACGUCCACUGCUGAUCAGGAGCAGUCCUUCUUCAGGCUGGUGGAGAACAGCGAGUGGUUGUCACAGCUGUCGUGUCUGCUGCAGCGCUCAGGCGCCGUGGUUGAUCUCACGGACCUCCUUGGUGCCUCAGUGAUGCUGCUGCUCGAAGAUGGCUGGGACUUCACGGCCCAGGUCUCGAGUUUAGCUCAGAUCUGCCUGGAUCCUUACUACCGGACGCUGGAAGGCUUCCGUGUUCUAGUGGAGAAGGAGUGGCUCGCCUACGGACAUCGUUUCCUGCAUCGCAGCAACGUCCUACACAGCUCUCAGAACUCUGGCUUCGCACCGAUCUUCUUGCAAUUUCUUGAUGCCGUGCAUCAGAUCCAGCGGCAGUUUCCUCUAUCAUUCGAGUUCAACGAGUACUACUUGCGGUUCCUGGCAUACCACAGCGUCUCGGGCAGGUUCCGCACAUUUUUGUCGGACUGCGAGUUUGAGCGCGCUCAGCUCGGCAUCAUGAGUGAGGAAGAUAAGCGUGGCUCGCUCUCCCGCCAUCACAAAGGUCUCGAAGCCACCAGCGAAGACGACAUUUAUCCCACUGGAGGCGGCCGUCUAAGUUCGCCAAGCAACAGCAGCGGCAGCAAUUUAGGACAGUCUGUGUUCGACUACAUCGAUAAACUGGCGGCGCGAUCGCCCGUCUUCUUCAACUUCCUGUACGCGCCUGAUCGAGCCGCCGACAGUCAGGUACUGCGGCCAGUGACGGUUGUGAGUGCCCUGUGUGUGUGGGAAUAUCUGCUGGCCGAGGAGCUCAAGCACGGCCCGCCCUACGACCACGAAGUUCGACAACGCGACAAUAUGAGGGAGGAAGAAGAGGCCGCUGCUGACGGUCCAAGUGGCGGGCGUAGUUCGUGUCGCCGAGUGAUGAGUCGUGGCUAUGAUUGUCUCAUGGCCUGCCAGCCUGACGUGUUCACUGCACAGCUGGACGAGCUCCGUCAGCUCGAACAAGACUUAGGUCAUCUGCCCCAUAAGUGGACGGCACACUGGGAUAAACUAGAACUCCCUCCGCAGGACAUGCUGCAGCGACAAGUAUCGGUGACCACUCAGCUUGUUCGUGAGCAUGGACGAUCAGUGCACAAACGCAGCACUCUAGAGUUACUAGUGCGCGCCAAGACGCUCACUGCGCUCACCAGCACAGCCACCCCACCAGCCUCCUCUGCCGCGGCCUCUGUAGCGUCAGUUCACCACCACCACCACGACCCUGGUGCUGGUCACGUGGCAGGGUACACGCACCCACAUCGCUUUGAGAAGUACAACUACGCGACGCCCGCCUACUGUGACCACUGUUUCUCGGUCCUCUGGGGCCCCAUCAAGACGGGCCUGCGAUGCGUGGACUGCAGUUACAACUGCCACGAGAAAUGCGUCGAGAACGUGCCUAACUCCUGCACGCGAUACAAGGCAGGGCGCGACCACACCGCCGCCCCUGCACCCGCUCCUCAACUGGACACCGCCUCCAUUGCUUCAGGCGUUGCGUCUCAAAAGCCUUCGCAACAAACCUACGAAGACUACUCGUCUAACGUCCCCGAGAACCGCACACACGAAAGCUAUCUCUGGAAACGCGGAUCUCUCCUCAAGAACUGGAAGCAGCGAUGGUUUGUCCUGGACAGCAUGAAGCAUCAACUUCGCUACUACGACUCCCAUGACGAUCCUCAAGCCAAAGGAACCAUCGACAUGUCAGAAGUCGUCGCCGUGUGUUCCGCGCUGCCGACUCAAGGGGCUCCCAAAAAAAUUGACGAGAAAGCUUUCUUUGAUCUGCAGACCAAGAAGCGCGUCUAUAACUUUUGCGCUAGCGACGGACCGGCGGCACAAGAAUGGAUUGAAAAGAUCCAAGCUUGUCUACAAUAAACACUGAAAUAAUCUGGUGAUAUCAACAUAUAUGACUUGAAAGUACGAAAUUUUUCAUGCAUUUAGCUACUGCCUCACAGUUUGAAACGAACAUUUUUAUGUGACUUGUUUCAGCGAACUCUAUACUCAAGUGUUGUCACGUUUAGCGUUAUUCUCACGUUGUUCAAUCUUUAUUAUCUGACAGAAAUAUUGUUCAAUUGAAUAUUUUUCACUCAUUCCUACACUCUUCGCAAAAUACAAUGAUGAGAAUAGAGAACCUCAUAAUUUUACUUCUAUUGGCUCAUUCUUUACAGCGUGCUUUGGAAUGGAAACACUGUAAUAGCUUACUAAUAAGUUAAUAUAUGCAUGUGCAAUGAGAUGGUUCGUCCUGAAAUUAAAAAGAUUCUUUAUCAAAUAGAUUGAAAGAAUUUGCUAAAUGCUCUAUUCUAAGACACGUAAUUUUAGUGCUUCUUUUGAGCAGAAGGCUGCUCAAGAUGAGACGACCUGUAAUGGCUUGAUAACGAUACACAUUUAUUGUCAUAUUAUAGGCGAUGGAGAUUCAACUGAAGCGUCGUAAUAUUUUUUUAUUCGAUUAAACUAAUGUCUAGACUCAUUACAAUUGAUGAUAAAUUCGUCACGCUUUCAUUGUUACACUAAAUAUUCGUUUUUUUUGUUGUUUGUUAUUUUAGGAAUAAGUUUCAUGUCAGAAUACGAGAUGUAAUUCAGCUGCCAUUCCUCUAGCUCUUGACUGCCUGCCACGACCAAUUAGUCUGUUUUCUCAGCUUUAAAUACUCGAAUUUUCAGCCAGUCGAGUGUUAAUGAUGAAUUCCGUGCAUUUUUUGUCAUACUAAUUUAUAAUUCACGACUGCAAUUAGUGUGAUGCACGAGUAGUUAACAUUUAAGUUUACGUCGCCGCCUACGUCUUGCCUAGUUUACGUUUGAAUGGCACGUGGAGUUGUUUCGUUGAUCAAGUUUAUUUGUAUGCAUCCUGUACGUCACGUAUUGAUGUUUUUAGUGUUAUCAAAUAGAAAUUAAUUCAUCACUCUCUUUCGCGCUGUCUUUUGCACAAACUCCAUUCAGAACUAAUUCUUUGCAUCUUAUGAAAAGUUACAGUCUUACAGAUGUCAAUUCUAGAACUCGAGAAUCCGAGUUUAUGUGUCCAACAUCAUUAGAAAUGCCUUCAAGUCAUUAGUAUUUUUUGAUUCUCAUAUCGUUAUUUUACUGCUCACGAUAAAGUCUGUGAACAACGCUGAACCGAGUUCAGCUCGCAUAGAGUUUGCAUUAUUGAAGCGCGCUUAUUCCCGUAUGACAAAUGUUUAUUUCCGAUCUCUUGUCUUUCCGAUGCUGUCGCUCAAUGAGCUCUGUCGCUAUCUUCUUAAGCGAUGCUUUACUUGUUUUAUUUUAUAAUGUUUGUGGUUAUUUUGGCAUGAUAAAUAGAUGAAGAAUUAGCGAUAUUAGCGGAAUUUGUUACGUCGAUGUUAUGAUUAAUGCUUUAUUGAUAUUUUGAUUGAGCUCUACUGUUACGAGCCGAGGCUGACUUUGUUGAUGAGACUAAUGCUACAAUAAAUGACAGAUCUGAAGUAGAUGUGUUAAGUUAAGCGAAGUAUCAUUACACGAGAAUAAUAAUAAUUAGGAAUUAGAACGCUCAUUUCUGAGUAAUUAGCUUUUGCUGCCUUAUUUUUUAUUGUUUGUUGGUCGCGUCUUCCAGUCUAUAUUUGCUGUAUCGUGAAUGUUCUGUACGUAAUUAAGUAUUACCCACCUUUCUACUCUCAAACCCAACCUUGCUACUCUGAUCACAUGAAACUUAUUUCCUCAUGUAGCUUUGUGUUCCACGAUUUAUACUGCUUCAGUGUGUGUGUGUUUGUGUUUGUUCACACAAUGUCGCUUGUAGUGCUUGUGUUGGUGCUUGUGCGUGCACUAUUGUGCUUGUGCGUGUUGUGCUUGUGUUGGUGCAUGCACUAUUGUGCGUGUUGUGCUUGUGUUGGAGCACCUGCGUGGUGUCCCAAGCAUUGUGUUCGCGAGAGUUUUUCAGUUAUUAGUUUAUCCUCAUAGAGCUUGUUUUUUUAGCAAAUAGCAAAAUACCUAAAACAAUUGUGAAUAGCUGUAUCUUUCGAUCAAUUAUAGUUUAGUUUUUGAAAAUAAAUUCUUAAUUCAUUCGUCACGAUUUAUCGUUGAAUCCACUAUUAACGAAAGAAUUAUUUAGAAAUGCGUUCAAGAGAUUUUCAACUUAUUAUUCCGUAGAGCGGUUUCAUUUUUCAUUUGUUCAAUCUAAUAUUUUCUAAGGUUUUUUUCUCAUUAGUUCCUUUGAACGCAUGACAUCUUAUUCUGUUUGUAUUGUCGUGGCUAACUCAUGUAUACCUGCACCUCAUGUUUCUUAGUCUAGUAUGAUAUUCUUCAGGGAUCUGUGUGACUGUGUGGGUUCAUCUUGACUUUGCAAUUUGUUUAGUGUGUGCCUGUUGUAAUAAAGUGUGCUGCACGAUGACGCUUCGGGAAGUAUGUUUCCUUUUUGUUGUACCUCAGGAUUUUCCAGUUUCUAAUGACGCUUAGGAUUCAUGUUGGCCUUGCUACGGUAUUCUUUUCUUGGUCGACCAUGGGACGAUGUGAUCAUUUCCAAGGUCCUUCCACAUACAUUCAGCAUUGACUGGAUGUCUGGGCAUGAUCCUUAGUGCGAAUAUGUUCGUAUGAAGGCAGUUAAUUUCCUGCUAUGUUUCAUCAAUUUGUUGUAGAAAAAGACUAAAUUACUUGUUAUAAAAUUUCCUUUGAUUCUUCAGUAAAAUCAGGACGAUCCGUAGAAUUUCAUGAAUUCAACGAACAGAGUCUAUAAUUAAUAUCAUCAAAUAAUUCUCUCUUAUGUUUCUAUGUUACAAGUUUCCGCUAAAAAUUUAUCCUGCAAGAUAGUGCAGUAGUCACUACUUGACUUAUGUUUGUUAGCUUUUUCAGGCGUUACAUCUACAUUGGCCUUGUAACAACAUCGUUAUAUUUUUGUAUAUUUCAAAUUAACUUGCGUCUGAGAAUCAUUUUGUUGCAAGUAUCGUUAUCAUUCUCAUUGUUUUCCCUCGCAAGCUUCUUGAUCCUUCCUGACAAAUGCUCUCUAUUUGUGCUUGGCUAUUACCGUAGACCAGGCCUUAGCUUAAGUUAAAGAUCGCGCUGUUAGAGCUAUUUGUAUAUUAUUUAUAGUUUAUUACUUUAACAACAGUUUGCCUGGAAACUGAACUCACCAAAGCGAUCAUUUCUGUUGCUUAUUAACAGUUUUGUAUAUCUACUAUCAUUGAUUCUAAAAUUUUUUCCACUGCUUUCAGCCUAAUGUUGCAAUUCGAUGAUAAAAUAUUGAUGUUAGCAUAAUUAUUUUAUUCUUCAUGCUCUAAGUUCCGGUGUAAUACGAUGCCCAUGUCUAUCCAAUGAUGUUAAUAAAUAUAGCAGUUUAGACCAUUCAGACUCGCUCUAGUGGACGUAUGUCCUCUGAAUUUGCCUUACAGUUUCAUCAAUGCAGAACUAAUCAAAGGAAUAAUCAAACGAUGCAGCAUCUUGUCCUUAUUAAUAAGGUCUUGCUUCAUUCUGUAGAUUAGCUCACUGGAAAAAAUUAUCCUAAAUUUGGAUUUUGUGCAUCUAAAUUUUGUGCGGCAUUCUAAUCAUUUCAUAAUGAUGCCCAUUCUAGUGUAUUACCUAUUUACGUUUUUAGGAAUAGGGAGUUUAUUUCCUUCUUGAAUUUUCCAACGACUGCCUCGGUUGUUCCCGAAACUAAUAUUCUGUAUUUGCUGUUGCGUAUUCCGCUCGUGGGCUUCGUCGUGCAAUCAGUGGCUGCAAUAAUGAAAUCAAAAUAACUCAUUUUAGCCACGCUUGCCGACUUCAGAAGUCUAAAGCACAAGUUACCCGAUAUUAACAGCAGGUACUUUCCUAUGUAUUUCUUUCCGCUAACUUAAUCGUACGAGUUAUGAAUUUUUCUUAGGAUUAAUUUUAAUCAGAGGAAUUUAGUCAGUAUUUCUAUUGAUUUUAUUUUUCCCGGAGCUUUGUUUAUUGUUUUCGUCCUGCUUUUUUUCUCCGUACCCUUACUCAUCCACGGCCCUGUUCUUAUCCCGUUUUUUUACUAAUGUUUUAGUAAUCGUAGUUUAAUGUCGUUGAACGACCGUUUUACGCAUCCCAGUUACUUGUGUUACAACUUCUUGGGCUCGUGCUGUUGCGUGCCACGAAGUUGGUAGCCGUGCUCUCCGCGGCUAAUAUUAUUCCAUAUUCAUACAUUACAUAAAUGUAUAUGUUCUUCUUUUUGCACUUUCUUAUGCCGCGCGCUCGCUGGAGAGUCGCGUACUUUUUCAUUUUAUCCUCAUGACUGGAAAUUCAUUUCUUCGUCAUAAUGAAAUCUGGAUUUGAUU
Messenger RNA from Hyalella azteca, 10948 nucleotides. It is a transcript of the gene Sbf, whose product is annotated as myotubularin-related protein 13. Lineage: Eukaryota; Metazoa; Arthropoda; Malacostraca; Amphipoda; Hyalellidae. The record is from RefSeq and is a predicted model, not a curated record.